ACUGUUAAAAUUCUUUUACAGGGUCUGAGAAGUCCUCAGGAGAGUGUUCAUGACCUCAGUCCUAUUGAAACCUUUCGGAUUCCUUGUAAGGAGGAUCUCAGAGAACUAUAUGAAGAACCAACUGAUCCUCAAGCUCAGCAAGAAAUAAUUAACAGCAUUGAAGAAGUUUAUUUUUCCAGUGAUUCCUUUGAUAUUGUAAAGUAUGAGUUAGAGAGGCUUCCUCCAGUACUUAGUCUUCAAGAGCUGGAAGAAUACAGAGACAAAUUAAAACAACAGCAAGCUGCUGUGUCCAAGAAAGUUGCAGACUUGAUUCUUGAAAAACAGCCUGCAUAUGUUCAGGAACUGGAACGUGUUACAUCAUUGCAGACUGGCCUUCAGUUAGCAGCUGUUAUCUGCACAAAUGGAAGAAGACACUUGAAUAUAGCAAAGGAAGGCUUCACACAAACUAGUUUGGGGCUUCUCGCAAAUCAAAGGAAACGACAGUUACUUAUUGGACUGCUAAAGUCUCUGAGAACAAUAAAAACACUGCAAAGAACUGAUGUGCGUUUGAGUGAGAUGUUGGAGGAAGAGGACUAUCCGGGAGCUAUUCAGCUGUGCUUGGAAUGCCAGCAAGCUGCCAGCACUUUCAAACACUACAGUUGUAUAAGUGAGUUGAAUUCAAAACUGCAAGACACCUUGGAACAAAUAGAGGAACAAUUGGACGUAGCACUCUCCAAAAUUUGCAAGAACUUUGAUAUCAGUCAUUAUAAAAAAAAAAAGCAGGCUUACAGGCUGCUUGGGAAAACACAGACAGCAAUGGACCAGUUACAUAUGCACUUCACUCAAGCCAUCCACAACACGGUGUUUCAAGUAGUCCUUGGAUAUGUGGAGCUGUGCGCAGGAAACACAGACACCAAGUUUCAGAAGUUGCAGUACAAAGACCUCUGUACAGUAUCCAUGAUUGACUAUUUUGGUGAUUAUGCUGACAUCAGUGUUGCAGAAGGUGUUACUGUUUUUGAAGAGUUUUGUUGUAACUGUCAUGCCAAAGCUUUUAUAUCAUCUUGGAUAUACAUUUUUGGGUUAGCAUGCAGUACCCACACGCACAUCACAUCAGACAGCUACAUUCCGUGCCUUGCUGAUCUCUGCAAAGCCCUCUGGGAAGUCAUGCUCAGUUACUACCGAACAAUGCAGUGGCAUGAGAAUCAUGACCAAGAUGAGGCAGCAGUUGUGUCUUCUG
This is a messenger RNA of Mesitornis unicolor (brown roatelo), 1216 nucleotides long. RefSeq names its product coiled-coil domain containing 132 (gene VPS50). Gene Ontology annotation, biological process: retrograde transport, endosome to Golgi; endocytic recycling. The annotation marks the transcript as partial. The transcript is spliced from 13 exons. Gene Ontology annotation, cellular component: EARP complex. The record is from RefSeq and is a predicted model, not a curated record. NCBI's taxonomy places the organism in Eukaryota, Metazoa, Chordata, Aves, Mesitornithiformes, Mesitornithidae. Gene Ontology annotation, molecular function: SNARE binding.